Molecule: messenger RNA, 1548 nt
Organism: Sphenostylis stenocarpa
Lineage: Eukaryota; Viridiplantae; Streptophyta; Magnoliopsida; Fabales; Fabaceae
Source: the annotation of a GenBank genome assembly
AUGGACAGAUCAACUGGCCGUAGUGGUGGUGGAAGUGUGGACAUGUUUCUACCAAAUUACAAGAUGGGGAAAACACUUGGCAUUGGGUCCUUUGGCAAGGUGAAAAUUGCAGAGCAUGUACUGACUGGUCAUAAAGUUGCAAUAAAGAUCCUUAACCGCCACAAGAUAAGAAACAUGGAAAUGGAAGAAAAAGUUAGAAGGGAAAUCAAAAUUUUAAGAUUGUUUAUGCAUCAUCACAUAAUACGACUUUAUGAGGUCAUAGAAACCCCGACAGACAUAUAUGUUGUUAUGGAGUAUGUGAAGUCUGGAGAGCUCUUCGAUUACAUAGUAGAGAAAGGUCGGUUGCAAGAGGAUGAAGCCCGCCAUUUUUUUCAGCAGAUAAUUUCUGGUGUGGAGUACUGUCACAGGAAUAUGGUGGUUCAUAGAGACCUGAAGCCUGAGAAUUUACUUUUGGACUCCAAAUUUAAUAUAAAGAUUGCUGAUUUUGGCUUGAGCAACAUCAUGCGUGAUGGGCACUUUCUUAAGACAAGUUGUGGAAGUCCUAACUAUGCGGCUCCAGAGGUUAUCUCUGGGAAAUUGUAUGCUGGACCUGAAGUAGAUGUCUGGAGCUGUGGUGUAAUUUUAUAUGCUCUUCUCUGUGGCACUCUUCCUUUUGAUGAUGAAAACAUUCCCAAUCUCUUCAAAAAAAUAAAGGGUGGGAUAUACACUCUUCCUAGUCAUCUAUCACCUGGUGCUAGAGAUUUGAUACCCAGGAUGCUUGUGGUGGAUCCCAUGAAGAGAAUGACUAUACCUGAGAUACGUCAACACCCAUGGUUCCAAGUUCGUCUGCCACGUUAUUUAGCAGUGCCACCGCCAGAUACACUGCAACAAGCCAAAAAGAUUGACGAGGAGAUUCUUCAGGAAGUGAUAAAUAUGGGAUUUGACAGGAAUCAAUUGGUUGAAUCUCUUGCGAACAGGAUACAAAAUGAGGGUACUGUAACAUACUAUUUGUUAUUGGACAACCGGUUCCGUGUGUCUAGUGGUUAUCUUGGAGCUGAAUUUCAAGAGACGAUGGAUUCUGGUUUCAACCGUAUCCAUUCCAGUGAAGUUGCUUCUCCAGUUGUUGGACACCACAGCACAGGGUAUAUGGAUUAUCAGGGAGUAGGAAUGCGGCAACAGUUCCCUGCUGAGAGAAAAUGGGCCCUUGGGCUUCAGUCUCGAGCCCAGCCACGUGAAAUAAUGACCGAGGUCCUUAAAGCUCUGCAAGAAUUAAAUGUUUGUUGGAAGAAGAUUGGACACUAUAACAUGAAGUGCAGAUGGGUUGCUAGCAUUCCUGGUCAACAUGAAGGAAUGAUUAACAAUUCUGUGCAUAGUAAUCAUUACUUUGCAAAUGAUUCCAGCAUUAUUGAAGAUGAGGCUGUUUCUAAGUCAAAUGUGGUCAAGUUCGAAGUGCAGCUUUACAAAACUCGUGAUGAGAAGUAUCUACUUGAUCUUCAAAGGGUCCAGGGCCCCCAGUUUCUUUUCUUGGAUCUUUGUGCUGCUUUCCUUUCACAGCUUCGUGUUCUCUAG